AGUGUCAGUUUGUUUAUUGGCGUUUUUUUUUGUUUGAGUUUUGGUUGUUUUUUCUUAUUGAUUUUCUUUCUUCUAAUUAAUUCCAAUGGAAUUGUCAACUGAAGCAUUUCUCAACAAUGUUGACGAAGAAGCGAACAACAGUGUGAACAAUGUUAGUGAUUCUCUUGGUGGUGGGGACGUUGAUGUCUCCGUUGUUGCUGGUGAAAAUGAUGAUGAUCAAAAUGAACAACAUCCUGAGGAUAAUGAUGAUGAAGAAGAUGAUGAUGAUGGUGAUGAAGGUGAUGAUAUAAAUAUUAUCAUCGGUGAACUGAAAGCACCUGAACCACCAACAUAUCAACCUCUUAGUUUCAAUAUCGCUAAAAGGGCGACAAGUGGUAAAUCAAAAAAUGUUGGCCUUGAUUUGGACGCUGUUGGUAUUUAUGAAGGUUCAUCAAUUCUUGAUUUUGAUGUUGAUACAAUGAAAGAGAAACCCUGGAGAAAACCGGGAGCCGAUUUAACCGAUUAUUUCAAUUAUGGUUUUAAUGAGAUGACAUGGAAAUCUUAUUGUGAGAAGCAUAAGAAAAUUCAACAAAUGUUAACCGGAGGUGGCGGUGGAUCUUCAGAUGAUGAACCAGUUAUCAAAAGAGAUCAACCAAUUUCAAUUACCACAAGUCAAGGUCCAAAUACUAGUCCACCAAAGGAAUCGACAAUACCUGUUGCCAGUGUAAACGAGAAUUCCAAAUACUCGGGAUUAGGAUUAACAAAGAAAGCUGGUCCUCCACCGGGUAGAAAACCUUCAGGUACAAUUGAUGUUAUCGGCGGUGGUACACCAAGUACUCCAUCAAUGAUUGCCAGUCGUCGACCGCCCGAUACACCGGAACAACUUGAUCACUCCGGUGGUAAUUUUGGUCCAAUUUUAGCUCCACCACCACCACCAACUAUGCAAUCUUUAUGGUAUCCACCACCUCCAUUUGGUAUUCCACCUCCUCAUGUUGGAAUGAAUAUUUUCCCACCUCAUCCUGCUAGUGUUCCAACAAUUAACUGUCCACCAGUUGAUUAUGGAAUGUUACCAAUUAAAAGAAAAUACGAAGAAGAACCAGAAAAAAAGGAACAUCGAACUACCUCAUCAUCAUCAUCAUCAUCAUCUAAACGUCGAAGUGAAAGAGAUGACAAAGAUAAACGAGAAGAUAAAGAUAAAAGAGAUGAUAAAGAUAAACGUGAUGAUAAAGAUCGAAGAGAUCGUCGUGAUUUACAAACCUCAAAAGAUGAUCGAGAUCGGCGAAGUGGCCGUGAAAGUAGUAGUCGUGAAAAAUCUGGUCGAAACUCGAAACGAGAUGAAACUCGUCGAAAAAGUCGAGAUAAAGAAGACAGAGAAAAAAGAACCAGAAGAUGAUCGACUAAUAAUAAGAAUAUAUUUUUUUCUUCUUCUUAAAUACUUAUUUAAAUAAUCUAAAAUUCCUCCAAUCAACAAAUCAAACAAAACCUCUCUCUC
This is a messenger RNA of Panonychus citri (citrus red mite), 1471 nucleotides long. Its product is annotated as pre-mRNA 3'-end-processing factor FIP1-like. Gene Ontology annotation, cellular component: mRNA cleavage and polyadenylation specificity factor complex. The transcript has a single exon. Lineage: Eukaryota; Metazoa; Arthropoda; Arachnida; Trombidiformes; Tetranychidae. Gene Ontology annotation, molecular function: RNA binding. The coding region runs from base 86 to 1372 and encodes 428 amino acids. The record is from RefSeq and is a predicted model, not a curated record.